AAUAGUUUUGAAGUUAAGUUUAAAGUUUUGCUUUUGGAGAAAAACACCUUUAAACUUCAAAUAUAGAGUUUUAGAAACUUCAAAAUAGAGUUUCUUUUUGGAGAUGCUCUUAAUGCUACUGGACACAUUCUUUUUUUUUUUCUAUAUUUUGUCACAUCAUUUCUGAAGGAAAACAUAAAACUGGAAGUUAAACAAGAAACUGUAUAGUGUUCCAAAAAACAAAGAAACUAUAUAUUUGGAGAAUAAGUUGAUUUUGAAUUUCAUCUUAACUAAUAGUAUCUAAUAAAAAAAAUAUUUUGAAAAUUCUUCUGCCCCUGGUCAUAUUCUUUUAAGGGUUUGGUCAAAAUAUAUUCUUCUGAAAAUUAUAAAAAUGGGAAAUAAUUAAAUAAUCUGAAGAAAAUUAAACAUUGUUCGCUCUGAAAUUUAAUUAGUAAAAAGGUAUAUUCUUACAUAUAUAAAAAUACAGCUUUCACUUACAUAAACCAUGACUUUAUACUAUAAUUUGAAAUCGUGAAACUGUUGAACUUUUGAAGUCAAUAAUUAAUUAAGGAAACUACGACCCGUGAUUCUUUUUUUUCUUUUUCUAACAUUCUUUACUUUUCUUUAUUUGUCAACAAUCCAUACGCGUGAUUAGUCAAAAGUAACCAUACCAAUGCCGUUUUCUCACUGUGCCAACUUCGAUUUCAUAAACCCAAAUUAGAAAAUAAAAACAAAAAGGUUUCCACGCUGUAUUUCCAUGUGUGCGAAGAUGGCACAGUGAGAAGAAUAAAGACUCGACAUGCAAAAAUAAAAUAAAAAACUAUACAAUAUGCAGUAAUAAAAAUGUUAAUAGUAUAUUAGUAACACUUUAAUAUAUAAAAAAAAAAGCUUUUUCCCGUCCCACACAAACGACUCUCUAUAAAUGCCAAUCAAAAUAGCUUCCUUCCUCCAUAGUUCCUAAACCAUAACAACUACUUCUCUCUUCAACCUUUGCUUCAAUCUCCAACAACUUUCUUUUCUACAAUCUACAACAAAAGCUAACCAAAAUAAACCAAACAUGGUGGUUUUAUCACGGCCAGUCGCUUUAGAUAAUCACAUAUCAGUAAUCCCAGCAUACAAGCCAGCUCCGGUUCUCACAUCCCAUUCAAUCCCCGUCGUGGACCUAACCCACCCAGAAGCCAAAACCCUUAUCGUGAAAGCUUGUGAGGAGUUUGGUUUCUUCAAGGUUGUCAACCACGGAGUGUGCCCUGACCUCAUGACCCGGUUAGAGCAGGAAGCUGUCGGCUUCUUCGCCUUGCCUCAGUCUCUCAAAAACCAGGCCGGUCCACCUGAACCGUACGGUUAUGGUAGUAAACGGAUUGGACCAAACGGUGACGUGGGGUGGAUUGAGUAUAUCCUCCUCAAUGCUAACCCUGAGCUCUCGUCACCCAAAACCUCUGCCGUUUUCAGUCAAAGCCCACUAAUUUUCCGUGAGGCAGUGGAGGAAUACAUGAAAGAGGUGAAGGAAGUGUCGUGCAAAGUGUUGGAGAUGAUAACUGAAGGAUUGGGGAUAGAGCCAAGGGACAGUCUGAGUAAGAUGGUGAGAGAUGAGAAGAGUGACUCGUGCCUGAGACUGAACCACUAUCCGACGGCGGAGGAAGAGGCGGAGAAGAUGGUGAAGUUAGGGUUUGGGGAACACACAGACCCACAGAUCAUCUCAGUGCUAAGGUCCAAUAACGCAGCGGGUCUUCAAAUCUGUAUGAAAGAUGGAAGCUGGGUCGCUGUCCCUCCUGAUCACUCUUCUUUCUUCAUUAAUGUUGGAGAUGCUCUUCAGGUUAUGACAAACGGAAGGUUCAAGAGUCUAAAACACAGAGUAUUAGCUGAUACAAGGAAAUCGAGAGUCUCGAUGAUAUAUUUUGGAGGACCGACACUGAGUCAGAAGAUCACGCCAUUGCCAUCUCUUGUCCCUAAGCAAGAGGAUUGGCUUUACAAAGAAUUCACUUGGUCUCAGUACAAAUCUUCUGCUUACAAGUCUAAGCUUGGUGAUUAUAGGCUUGGUCUCUUUGAGAGACAACCUCUUCUCACUCAUAGGUCUAAUGUAUGAGACUAGUCAUGAUGAUCCUUAUCAUCCUUUGUAUGAUAGAAAAAAGUCAUAAUUACAAAAGAAGAAAAUGGAUAGUGUUUUGGAUUAGUUUUUAUUUCUGGCAUGUUUUUUUUUUCCGUUAGGCACAAAAGCAGUAGGCUUUGCCUUGAGUUUGACCCGACCAAUCUUAUCUUUUGUAUUCCCUCGUUUCCAUUUCUUUUUGCCUUAUUUGUCUGGCUUAUUUGAUUUUGUUUUUCCAUUUCCCACUUCAAUUUGGCUAUGUUUUUUACUUUGGUGUUCAAUUAUAAGAGAACUUCUAAUGGUGUUUAAUUUUUCACUUCCUGCAUCAUUUUUAUUAUGAUAGUACUUCAUUUUUUUUCUUCAUUUCUUCAAAAUUUUUAAAAUUGAACUUAUUUUUCAUCAAAUUUAAAAAACACUGUUUAUUUUUUUUUCAAUUUUUAAAGAUGAAAUUUUUUAGUUACAAACUAAUCCUUAACUUUAACUUCUUGUUAUUUUGCACAUAAAUAAAUUAUACGUUUUAGUGUCACACAAUUAAUUUCAUCUAAUUAGAUGUUACUAAUGAAGAACAUGAAUAUAUUAAUCUUCAAAAAUUUCUAUGUUUGAUUUAGAAGAGUUUAAAAUAAAAUAAACUUCUUUUUUUUUGAAUACUUUGUUUAAUCACGUACAAAAUAUCUCUAUUUGGUUUUUCUUUAUGAAAUAUAAUAUUUAUUUAUUAUUUAUGCUAUGUGUAAUAGUGAUAUCAUAUAAUAACGUUUAAAUUAUAAUAAAUAGUAACUAUGUCAGAUUACUAUUGAAAUAAGAUAUCUGGGUAAAUUAUUAAAUUUGAAAAAAUAUAUAUGAUAUUAUUAAUUGCUAAUUAUAAAUGGUAAUAUAAUAUAUUUAGAAUAUUCCAUUUUUAAGAAAAAUGAAGUAAACAGUUGGAAAACAUGUUGUUUCAUUCUCUUAAGAAGAUCAAAUUUUGAAGAAAAAAAUAUUGAAAAUGCUCUAACAAAUGAGUUCAUAUAAUUAAAUUUACAUUAAAAACAAAAUAAUAGAAGUGUUCCACUUUAUGUAUGUGCUCACCGUAUCCUCAUGCAAUGAUAGAAUAUAUAUAUAUAUAUAUAUAUAUAUUGGCAAAGGAUUUAAGAGAUUAUAAUAUAUUUCUCUUUGCAUUUCUAUUUUAUGACUUCUCGUCCUUAAACACAUGGAAUAGAGCUUCGUUUUAAGACCAUUUCCAAUGGUUUCCCUCAUUUUUUCUUUCAAAAUGAUGUAAACUUAAAAUGAGGUUGUGAUUUGCUCCAAUGGUUUUCCUCAUUUUCUCCCUCAAUUUUUAUUAUAUUCAUUUUUCAACUUUUUAUUUAUUGCAAAUAACACUUUUUAUUUUAUAAGAUUUUAGACUAUACUCAUUUAUUUUUAAAUUCUACAAUUUAACCAAACUUUAACUUAUAAAAAACAAAUAUUUAUUACACUAAUAAAGUUACAUAACAACAUACAAAAUAAUAGUAGAAUUUUACUUAAACAGUACUAUUAUUAUAUUUUUUCCACUUUGUAUUAGUUAUGUAUCUCGAUGGUAUUGUUUUCUAUUUUAUUUUCUUUUAAUUAUAUAUUAUAAUUUAUAAAAUUAUAAGUUAUAUUUUAAUAACUAAUUAUUAGUAAUUAUAUUUUAAAAAGUUUAAUCAGUAUAUACAUACUGGAUAUAAUGUUAUAAAAAUUAUGUUUAAUGUUAAUGUUUUGUUUAUGCAUAAAAUAAAGAUUGUCAAAAGUAAAGGACUAUUAUGUAAAUAAAAAAAACUUGACAUCAAAAUGAGGAUGUGAACAGUAUUCCCUCAAUUUGAGGGAACACUAUUCACAUCCUCAUUUUUCCCCUCAAAAUGAAGUACUAUUGGAGAUGGAUUUCCUUCAUUUUUUGAUGUUUUUCCUCAUUUUGAUGCACCAUUGGAGAUGCUCUAAACAUUUAAGAGAAAAUAAAAUUGUGCUGACGCCAAAGCAAAUAUACCCCCAUCUUAUUCCUAGCGUUUUUUUCAUUUUUGAUUUAUGUCAUCAACUUUUACUACCUAAACAUAAACAUAGGUGGUUUUACCAACUACUAUUUUCUUUUACAACGGUUAUAUACCACCAUUCAUGUUGUUACUAUAUAAUUUAAUUGUCAACGCUGGUAUAUGCUAGGUAAUAUGGAAGCUUCACGAACAUCUGGUUCCGAAGUCCGAAGCAUCCUCUUGCCACUUCAGAACCGGAAUCAAAAUCGAAAGUCUAUGAAAAUUUUCAGAAUCUAGUUUUUAAAAUUAUCUUUUAAAAAACAUGUUGGAAUAAGUUUCUGUUUUGGAACUAUAUUUAUGUUUUAAAAACUCAAUGUCAUAAAUAAAUAAAUAAUAUUAUAUUUUCAUUUUACAUAAAAUCUAAAAAACUAGUAGUAUUAGAAUAGAAAAAUGAAAAUAUUAAAACUACAAGUUAUCUCAGUGUACAAUAUUUAUAAUAGAUCUUGCACACACCCAUAUAUAUAUAUAUAUAUAUAUAUAUAUAUAUAUAGUGUGUCAAUUAUUUGUGAGAUAAAAAAUAAUUAAUUUGAUUAAUUGCAUAAUAUAUUAUUAUAAACUUAAGUUGACAGUAUUUCCACAUUUAUAAUAUGAAGAAAACUUAGUGGAUAUAUUAAUAAGUGAUAGUUCUUUAUUUGAAUCAUAUAAUUUUUAUCAUAUGUUCUAAAAAAAUUUCUUCUAUUUUUAAUAUAUAUGUAUAUACAUAGAAAUAUGUUUCCAACAUGUACUCACUUUCUAUUUUUCUUUUUUAAUUAUGUUUUUGUGCUUCUAUAUGAUUUUGUUUUCUUACCCGCUUUCAGUUUCAUGUAACAUUGGUUAUAUGUUCUCUUUAUUAAUUUAUAUUGUUUAAUGUCGUAUGUCAUUAGUAAAACGAUGCGUCUUAUACAGGGGUGUCCCUGAGAUGUUGAGGGUCUAAAACAAUUUAAUAAAAAUUAAAAUAAAAAUUAACAAAUUUAGGUGCUUUUUUCCAUGUAAUUUUUUAAAAAAGUUUGGAAGUCCUAUGCCAAUGUUUUAUUUCGCUAUGCUCAGGAUGGAUCGCCCUGGUCUUAUAACAUGUUAAGACCGUAAUGUCUUGUAGCACGUGAAGCUGGUAUGUACAGAAUAGUUUCAAGGAUCGAAUUCAUAAUUGCAUGCUUUUUUCUUAACCAUAUUUAUCUACACGUGGAUAGCUAAACGUGUCCAGAAACUUGUGCUCAAGUCUUCUGGUCAAUAACCAUCAGAUUUCUCAUGUACAGAUUUAAUACUUAUCCUUUAUUUUAGCCUGCUUUAUUUAGUUCGAAAAUGCGUGUGUAUGUGUGUAUUUUUUUUUGCUUCCCUACUGUCUAAAUAACAUCUUUAGGUAAACUCUGUUUGUCCAAUUUUCCUCGCAAAUUUAUAACAAAUUAAAGAUUUUAUAAUGCAUAUGAUUAUGGAUCUGAUCCGUAAACAAGAUAGGAAUAUAUUAUAGCACUAAAAGUAAAAGAUGACUGUAACGAUAUUAAAGUGAUGGUAUAUAAGAAUAACAUUUUUAGUCAUUGGAUAUGAUUAUUAAUAGGGAGCAGUAUAAAAAAUACAAUACAAAGGUUGAUAAAACUAAUAAUAUCAAAAUGAUGUAUACAACUUCUUAUCGCCAACCAAAACGCGUUGAUCCAAGUGGUAAAAAAAUUAUGGCUGGAAUUAUCACCAUCUGAGUUCAAUUCGUACUGAAAAAACUAUUUACAAUCAGAACUGGUCCUUUUUAAGGCUUCAAGCAAAAAUAAAAUUUAUAGCUGUUUUGUAUAUCUUUACAAAAAAAAAGGUUUAUCCAUAAAUGGGAAAUUGGGCUGCAUAGCUACAAAACAAAACAUAAUUAAAUAUCUAGCCAAAAAAAAAAGUACCUCCAUUAUUUAUGUAAUAUAUACUAUAAUACCCUUAACAACCGGUUAAUGAAAGAUAAAAAUAUCUCUUCUUCUUCUUCUUCAUCUUCGAUUAACAAUUACCAUCAAUCAGCUUUCAUCUCCACCACUUUGUCCUCCGACGCCAUUACAAUACGAUCAUCACUAAUUCUCCAUUGUGUUUUGUGUUUAUCGUCUCUUUAAAGAUUUUUUUUUCUAUAAUCAGUAUUCCUUUUUCAUAAUUAUUCUCACCUCAUUCAUAUUCACAUUCAUCACUGAACCACCAUCACCAUAGCCAUGAAAUCUACAGAUCACGACGGCGUUACGGUCGAGGCGCCCUCAUUUGAUUCCUAAGUUUUUGAUUGUACUAUGCUAUUUUGACAAUAUGUACUAUGUCAUUUCGUUUGUUACUAUUUUAUUUAAUAUGCUUCAUAUUAUGUAGUACAUGCAUGUUUUGAUAUUUGGGUUAGGGUUUAUAUUUUCUUUUGGGGUUUGGUGAUUGGUGUUUUGGGUUUAGUUUAUGUAAGAUUUAGAUUGACGUUGGGGUAAGCAUUACCUCAUUUCUGCAAUCAUAAACAUUUCAAAAUUUGAAAAAUAUGUAAUAUGCUAUUUUGUUUGUUACUAUUCUAUAUGAUAAUGUUUCAUAUUAUGUACUAUGUGCAUAUUUUGAUAUUUUGGUUAGAGUUUAUAUUUCCUUUUAUGGUUUAGUGAUUAGUGUUUUGGAUUUAGUUUAUAUGAAAAGUUUGGGUUGACGUUAAUAUGUACUAUGCUAUUUGGGUUAGGGUUUAUAUUUUUUUUUAGGGUUUAAUGAUUAGUGUUUUAGGUUUACUUUAUGAGAGGUUUGGGUUGACAUUGGGAUAAACAUUAUUUUUUUCCAUGUAAUCAUAGACAUUUUAAAAUUUGAACAAUAUGAACUAUGCUAUUUUGUUUGUUACUAUUCUAUUUUGAUACUACUUCAUAUUAUGUACUAUGUGCAUAUUUUGAUAUUUGGAUUAUGGUUUAUAUUUCUUUUUAGGUUUUAGUGAUUAGUGUUUUGGGUUUAGUUUAUGGAAGGUUUGAGUUAAUGUUGGGGUAAGCAUUACUUCUUUCAUUGCAAUCAUAUACAUUUCAAAAUUUGAACAAUGUGUACUAGACUAUUUGAUAUGUUCCAUUCUAUUUAUAAUAUCUCUUUCUUCAACCACAUUAAUUAUGUCGGUGAUUACCAGAAGCACCACCACAACCACAGUAAUCCUUAUCAUGAAAGAUCAUCUUUUUCAUGUAUCCACGACCGCUUCAUUCUCCAUAGCCACUACCACCGUAGUUUUCACAUCGUCGUUGUAACCAUCACCACCACAUCUUCCAUCCAUUGCCAUUGCCGUAACCACCACCAUCCAUUUUCUAUUGUUGAGCACUGUUGAUUUUCUUACCAAUUACAGUCUUGAUAUUUUAGGUCCACAUAUUUUUCACCAUCAACGUCACCACUUAUUUCUUCUUUCACCUGCAACUUGUUAUGAAAAAGGAUAAAACCGGAUGAAACUUGGAAAAAAUUGUUAGUGACUUAAUAAUGUCAAAAUCAUAGCUAUAUUCUUCAUUUUGCCUCCAAAUUUAGCUAUUUGGCAAAUUAACCCUUUAUAAAUUACACAAUAGAACAAAAAAUUAAAUGUCACUAGACCAAAGGAACAUUUAUCAUUUUGUGGCCAAAAUAUUUAUUAUAAAAUUGGUGGUUGGAAGCGAGUGCUUGAUUGGUGUGGUGUCAAGACCGACACUUGGAUUUACGGUAAAGAGGUAAACAUUUUUUUACACCAAAAAAUAACUUCUUACUGCCAUCGUUGAUUGACAAAAUUUCACCUAGAUAGUAAAAUUUACCAUUCAAGACCUAUAUUAGAUUAGAAACGAAUGCUAUACAAAAUCAUUAGUGAGUAAGAUCUUUGUAUUAAGCCAAAACAUUGUUUUAAGACCACUAACGCGAGGGAGUACUGCUAGUAGGGAAAUCAUGGCGACUACAUGAGUGCGAACAUGUAUUUGAAUUUGUCGAGACAAUUUAAAGAUUUAGUAAGACGAUUAAGAUUUUUUGUUCUGAAAAGGAAACAAGAGGUGUUUUAAAUUGAAAUAAUUGGGGAAAGUUAAGUGGUGACCACAUAAGAUUGAAAACAUACCACUUGGGAGAAAAGAGAGAAAGCAGAUCUAUCACCAGGUCCGGCGACUGGCGGCGCGUUCGCGCGCGUGCCGUCACCGGAGCCCUCCCGCUAUCAGUUAAGCUGCCGUUUCAGUCUCGGUUUCGUCUCCUCUUCUAGCCGCCUUGCUUAAGCUCUGGAAAAAGGCCGUCUAUGGCGGAUCUGUCUCUGGCGCAAGGGCGCGGUCGGGGUGAGGCAGGCAUGGUGAGGUUUCCUCGUUCGGUUUUGUCUCCGGGAGGCGGAUGCUCUUUCAGCUCCGCCGUCGCCGGCUCCAGUCCCCGCGUCGUAGAGGCUACCUUAGCUCUGACGGCGUCGGUUUAGAUCUCGGGGGGCGAAAGCGUUCCGCUGUUUUGCCCCGCCGCCUUGGGUCCCUAGGGUUCGUUUUUUAGGGUUUGUUUCUCAUUUUUCUUUUAGUUUUAAGGUUCUGGUUUGUUUGGGUGGGGGGAGAUCCCGUAGGAGGUUGAUCGAAGCUCGGCCAUGGUUAAUUGUGUUAGGUCGCGCGAAGCUUCUUUCUCGGUGAUGUGUUUGAACGGUUUCGGUUGAGCUCUCGAACUAUCGAUUGAAGCUCUCCGAGUUUAGUUUUCACCGGAAGUGGAAGGCGUUUGCGGUGGCGAUGUGUGGAUUGUGUGGUUUCCGAUACUCUCUGGUUAAUCGAAGGUGGGUUUUCCUGGUGGUGUGCCGAAGGGGGGCGUCGUCUGAGCCGUAGCGUGUGUCCGCGCGGCGGCGGGGCUUCUUCGUGCUGAUCAGGUGUCGUAGGUGGGCUUUGGGCCCGGCUGGUGAUUUGCGUUUUUUGGGCCGUUUAUUUGGCUUUGUAAUGUGUUUGUUGGGCUCACCCCUUUUAAUGGAAAUUUCAAUUUGUG
Brassica rapa (field mustard) is the source of this 8940-nucleotide messenger RNA. Its product is annotated as gibberellin 2-beta-dioxygenase 2. Lineage: Eukaryota; Viridiplantae; Streptophyta; Magnoliopsida; Brassicales; Brassicaceae. The record is from RefSeq and is a predicted model, not a curated record.